Oppiella nova is the source of this 1641-nucleotide messenger RNA. NCBI's taxonomy places the organism in Eukaryota, Metazoa, Arthropoda, Arachnida, Sarcoptiformes, Oppiidae. The record is from the annotation of a GenBank genome assembly.
AUGUCACUUACAUAUAACUUUAGUGGUAAAGUCGCCCUGGUGACCGGGUCCAGUUCAGGUAUAGGUGCGGCCACUGCCAUACUGUUUGCCAAAUCGGGUGCCAAUGUUGUGGUGACGGGACGUAAUGCCACAAAAGUGUCAGAAGUGGCCAAACAGUGUCUCAAUGUGUCUCCAAAAGGACUGAAAGCACUGGAAGUGGUGGCAGACGUUACCAGAGAUGAAGAUCUUAUAAGGCUUGUGGACACAACUGUCCAGACAUUUGGCAAAAUAGAUAUUCUCGUGAAUAACGCGGGAAUGGCUGUUAGAAUGGGUUUCGAGGACAAGGAUUAUAUGAAUGGAUACAAACAACAACUUCAGACAAACUUGGAUUCUGUGGUAUUUCUGACACAUAUUUGUGUCAAACAUUUGGAGAUAACUAAAGGAAAUAUCAUUAAUAUAUCGAGUAAUCGUAGUGUUCAAACACGGAAAAGUUAUUCGGCAUACAGUAUGUCAAAAGCAGCGCUGGAUAUGUUCACCAAAUGUAUUGCUGUAGAGUUGGGACACAAAGGCAUUCGUGUUAAUAGUGUUAAUCCCGGGGCAGUUAAAACAGACAUUGGUCGUGACGAUACAGUUGGUCAAAGUGGUGUUAUACCCUGGUAUGAAAAAUUUGGGAAACUAUACCCUGUAGGGCGACAUGGAGUGGGAGACGACAUCGCAAACGCUGUGCUAUAUUUGGCAUCAAAUGAGAGUUCAUUCAUAACGGGAAGUGUUUUGGUGGCCGAUGGCGGACAUCUCGCCGCUAAUAUGUCUCUUACCCAUAACUUUGUGGGAAAGGUAGCCCUAGUGACCGGGUCCAGUUCAGGCAUAGGUGCGGCCACUGCCAUACUGUUUGCCAAAUCGGGUGCCAAUGUUGUGGUGACGGGACGUAAUGCCACAAAAGUGUCAGAAGUGGCCAAACAAUGUGCCAAUGUUGUGGUGACGGGACGUAAUGCCACAAAAGUGUCAGAAGUGGCCAAACAGUGUCUCAAUGUGUCUCCAAAAGGAUUGAAAGCACUGGAAGUGGUGGCAGACGUUACCAGAGAUGAAGAUCUCGUAAGACUUGUGGACACAACUGUCCAAACAUUUGGCAAAAUAGAUAUUCUCGUGAAUAAUGUUGGCACUGAUGAAUCUGCACCUAUUUGGAGUACUGAUUAUAUGGAUAUAUUUAAAAAUACUUGUAAAAUAAACUUGGAUUCUGUGGUAUUUUUGACACAUAUUUGUGUCAAACAUUUGGAGAAAACUAAAGGAAAUAUUGUUAACAUAUCCGCCGUUUCAAGCACUCAAACGUUACAACAAUAUUCGGCAUAUUGUAUGUCAAAGUCAGCGCUGGAUAUGUUCACCAAAUGUAGUGCUUUAGAGUUGGGACACAAAGGCAUUCGUGUUAAUAGUGUUAAUCCCGGAGCUAUUGAUACAAUUACUAAAGAUUUGACCGACGAUUUUGAUGUUUAUAAUGUCAACAUUUACGCAAAACUAUAUCCUGUGGGCCGGUAUGGUGUGCCCCAGGAUAUAGCUAAUACUGUGCUAUAUUUGGCGUCCAAUGAAUCGUCAUUUAUUACGGGAACAGGUCUUGUGUCAGAUGGUGGACAUCUGGCCGCUAAUGUCAACAUUUCUCAAUUGCAAUAG